This is a messenger RNA of Prinia subflava (tawny-flanked prinia), 2896 nucleotides long. RefSeq names its product zinc finger protein 316-like. The record is from RefSeq and is a predicted model, not a curated record. The transcript is spliced from 5 exons. Lineage: Eukaryota; Metazoa; Chordata; Aves; Passeriformes; Cisticolidae. Bases 1 to 1737 code for a protein of 578 amino acids.
AUGGGGCUGCAGACGGGAUGUGGCCGGCCCGUGCCGGGGUCUCGGUGCGGCGGCCGCGGGCGGGGCGGCGCGGGCGGCGCGGGGCCGGCAGGGGGCGCCGCGGCGGCGGCGCUGAGGGCGGCCAUGGCCCGGUGGGGCGGCGCGCAGCAGGACCCCGAGUGGGCGCCCGAGGCCUGGCAGGGCGCGGGCCCCGAUCCCGGCGCGGGCCCCGGCGGGGCGGCCCCGGCGGGGCUGUCGCUGCGGGCGGCGGCGGCGGCGGAGCGGCGGCUGGAGCGGAGCGUGGAGGCGGCGGAGCGGCGGCUGGAGCGGCUGGAGCGGCGCGUGGCGGGGCUGGAGCGCACGGUGCGGGCCGGCGGGGCCCGCCUGGCCGCGCUCCUCAGGGACAACUCCCGCCGCCUCCGCCGCAUCCAGCGCCAGCUCCGCCGCUGCCGCUGCGGGGGGAACCGCACCGGCACCGGCACCGGCAGCGACAGCGCCCGGGAGCGGGCACAGGUGCCGGCGGCGGGCGAGGGGGAGGCGGCCGCUCUGCCGGAGCAGGAGCUGGGGAGCGGGGACAGCCGGGAGCUCCACGGGAUCGCCAGGAAGGGGAAUUGUGAGGCCGUCGUCCCUCUCGGGCCCCAGGAUGCUGGUUCCAAACCAGAACUGCUGCCACCAGCCGAGGACAGGGAGGAUCCAGGGAGCCCCGGGCUGCCGGAGAAGGAAGCAGUGCCAGGACAGCUUGGUGACAGUGAGAUGAUCGUGAUCAAGACGGAGGAGCAGCAGCCGCAGGAGGCCGGCGCCGAGCUCCUGGCGCUGCCGGUGGUGCCCGCGGUCAGGCUGGACGAGGAGGUUCCCCUCGGCCAGGAGCAGCCGGUUUCCUGGGACAGCCACGGCGCGGCGGGGCCCAAGGCGGCCGGGGCGGGCCUGGGGGAAUUCUGCCUGGGGGAGUUCAAGCCGGUGGUGGUGCCGGUGGAGGCUCACCCUGCGCCGGGCCUGCCCUUCCCCGCGGAGCACGCGCUGGGCGCGGGCACGGAGCAGCCGUUCGCCCUCGCCCAGGGAAUGGCGCUGGGAGAAGACCCCGCGGCCGAGGUGGCCUCGCCCGGCUGGGAGCAGCAGAGCCCCCAGGACGAUCCCCGGGCGCUGCCGCCGGGCUGGAAGAGCGCGCGGCUGACGCGGAACCUGCUGGCGCGGCAGCAGAGCCGGGCCAGGAAGGGCAGCGGCUCCUUCAUCUGCACAUCCUGCGGGAAGAGCCUGGCGCACCACGCCGCGCUGCUGCGGCACCAGCGCCUGCACACGGGCGAGCGGCCCUUCCAGUGCCCCGCCUGCGGCAAGAGCUUCAACGAGAAGUCCAACCUCAACAAGCACUACCGCAUCCACACGGGCGAGCGGCCGUACCGCUGCCCCGCCUGCGGCAAGGGCUUCGUGCAGAAGCACCACCUGCAGAAGCACCAGCGCAUCCACGGGCCGCAGCUCCGCGGCGCCUGGCCGGGCCGGCCGGCGCGGGCCGGCGCCCCCGGCGAGCGGCUCUACCGCUGCAUCGAGUGCGCCGAGAGCUUCCCGCAGAAAGCGUCGCUGGAGGAGCACCAGCGCCGGCACACCCAGCAGCGGCCCUUCCAGUGCCACGGCUGCACCAAGAGCUUCCGGCACCGGCAGUCGCUCAACCACCACCAGAAGGUGCACGCCGUGGCCACCUCGCCGGCCGGCAGCUUGCCGGGACACGAGCCGGAGCUGGAGGCUCUGGGCCAGGACGAUCGGUAGCCUGCGGGAAGGGAAGGACAGCGGUUCUUCGGCGCGGGAUGCGCCGCGCAGCCGGGACUCGUGGCAGCGCCUGGGGCUCGGGAGGAGCAGGGAGCCGCUGCCUGCUCGGAGGGGAAGGGCCCGCGGUGGGAUGGGGCCGGCCACGGGCGGCAGAGGAGGGGCGGCGGCUGGAGCCGGGCCGGGCGGUGCCGCUGCCCCGGGGACUCAGCAGAGCAGCGCCCCGGUCACAUCCCGGAUCCCGGGUUGUUUGAACAUCGUAGGGAGUGGCCAGUGGCCUGGGGGCAGCUGAUAGCCCCGAGAAGGCUGUGGGGGCUGGGUGGCAGGACCAGCCGAAGAGAAUCAGAUAAAAUGAGCUGACCUGGUCUCCUGUUGUGCUCUGGGGGGUGGGGGUGACAUCCCUGAUGCAACAGGGACGGGGCCGUCAGGGGAGGAAUGCAGAGCUACCUGCUGGGGAUAUAUGAUGGGAAUGUGGAGCAGUUCCACAGGAAUCCCCCACAGGAUUCUCGGUAGGGCACCGUGGGACUCACACAUCCCACCCAAGGGCCACCCCAUCCCCUGCCCUUCCCCACUCCCCCGGCUGCUCAUCCAUCCUGCCUGGGAUUCCACAACUCUCCCAGUGGCCUGGGGGCUCUGCAGCUGCUCGAGGUGACUCCCCAAACCCUCCCACUGAGAGCUGUCCUGGCUGCUCCCCCUUCUGUGCCCACAGGCACCAGCACAGCCCCCAAAGCAGCCAGACAUAGACACAAAUACUUUAUUGAUUCCACAGCCUGAGACAGGGAUCGGGAAUGUCGCAGGAAAUGCUGCUCCCGGUCACAGCAGAAUUAGCAAUGCCAGGCUGGGGCUGCUGGCCCUGCUGCUGGCCUGGGGGGAUUCACCCACGGGCAACACCGGCACACAGCUCAGCCAUGGCCCUGGGAUGAACUGGGGAGCACUGGGAUCUCUGCCUGGGCAGGGAUAACAGGGAGAACCAGCCACUGGCUGACUGCUGCAUCCAUGGGCCCACGUGCACAAGGCAUCAACCCCCUGUGCCAGCCACUGGCCCCCUCCUGGCUCCUGCUGCAGCCUGGGAAUGCUCCACACCGCAAUCCCAGGGGCAGGAAUUGUGAGACAGCAGCCCAGAGCAGCAGUGGGAUGUCACUGUAUUCCUGUGGAGCAGCUG